This is a messenger RNA of Conger conger (European conger), 1133 nucleotides long. It is a transcript of the gene naa60, whose product is annotated as N-acetyltransferase 15 (GCN5-related, putative). Gene Ontology annotation, cellular component: Golgi membrane. Lineage: Eukaryota; Metazoa; Chordata; Actinopteri; Anguilliformes; Congridae. Gene Ontology annotation, biological process: N-terminal peptidyl-methionine acetylation. The record is from RefSeq and is a predicted model, not a curated record. The transcript has 7 exons. Gene Ontology annotation, molecular function: histone acetyltransferase activity; protein-N-terminal amino-acid acetyltransferase activity. Bases 219 to 947 code for a protein of 242 amino acids.
GACUGUAAGGACACCGGAAGAAAACGAGCCAAGUAUCUCGAACUAGUUAGCGAAGCUAAUGUUGCUGUGGCUAGCUGGUAGUGUUCUUGGCUGAAUGCUUAUUUUGCUUCUCAGCACAAUUUAUCAUGGUACUGCCGCUACACUGAACACCACUCGGAACACCCAAGGAAAUCAGUCGUCAACAUUCCUCUCGCUUUAAGCGCAGAAACAAGGUGUGAAUGACCGACGUGGUGCCCCCCACUGCGCUCAGCGAGAUUAAGCUCCGCCUACUCUGCCACGAUGACAUAGAUAGCGUCAAGUUACUCUGCGGUGACUGGUUCCCCAUCGAGUACCCAGACUCAUGGUAUCACGACAUCACCUCAAACAGGAAGUUCUUCUCCCUCGCGGCCACCUUCAAAGAGGGCAUCGUGGGAAUGAUAGUGGCUGAAAUAAAAAGCCGAACCAAAGUACACAAAGAGGAUGGGGACAUCCUGGCCUCCAGCUUUCCUGUCGACACACAGGUCGCAUAUAUCCUAAGCCUGGGAGUGGUGAAGGAAUUCCGAAAACAUGGAAUAGGUUCUCUCUUACUAGACAGCUUGAAGGAGCACAUAUCCACCACGGCCCAGGACCACUGCAAGGCCAUCUACCUGCACGUGCUGACCACCAACAACACGGCCAUCCACUUUUACGAGAACAGAGACUUUAAGCAGCACCACUACCUGCCCUACUACUACUCCAUUCGGGGCGUGCUAAAGGACGGCUUCACCUACGUCCUCUACAUCAACGGAGGCCAUCCGCCCUGGACCAUCUUUGACUACAUCCAGCACAUCGGCUCCACCCUGGCCAGCCUGAGCCCGUGCUCCAUCCCACAGCGCAUCUACCGGCAGGCCCAGAGCCUCCUGCGCAGCCUGCUGCCCUGGUCCGGCAUCUCGUCCAAGAGCGGCAUCGAGUACAGCCGGACCAUGUGACAGGAAGUGAGGGGAAAGCGGGAGGAGCGAGGCGGGCGGAACUCGGAAUGGAGUAUUGUUUGUCUCCAAUGUCAUUUCCUGUCACCGGGACCCAGUACAAGGAGCCUUACAAUGACAGAGGCUAUGAACAAAGGCUCUCUCUCUCUCCUCUGUCGUGUCUGAAAAUGUAUUAUAUGUGUACAGUAU